Melanaphis sacchari is the source of this 504-nucleotide messenger RNA. RefSeq names its product tubulin-specific chaperone A (gene Tbca). Bases 115 to 444 code for a protein of 109 amino acids. NCBI's taxonomy places the organism in Eukaryota, Metazoa, Arthropoda, Insecta, Hemiptera, Aphididae. The transcript has 3 exons. Gene Ontology annotation, molecular function: beta-tubulin binding. The record is from RefSeq and is a predicted model, not a curated record. Gene Ontology annotation, cellular component: cytosol; microtubule cytoskeleton. Gene Ontology annotation, biological process: post-chaperonin tubulin folding pathway; tubulin complex assembly.
AUCAUGGUUAACACGGUCAACAAUACUUUAUUACUGUGACUAUUGUAUCGUUAUCCCUGUAACAGCAGCAGGCUAUAAUAGCCGUUUGGCGUUUUCGUAGUAGAAAGUAUAGUAAUGGCUGAUCCUCGUAUCAAGACUUUAAAGAUCAAAACUGGAGUAGUGAAAAGAUUAACAAAAGAGAAACUUAUGUAUAUACAAGAAACAGAACAACAACAGGAAAAAGUUCAGAAAUUGAAAGAGGCUGGAAUUGAUGAAAGUACAUUUAAAAAACAAGAAGAAGUACUAAGAGAGUCACAGAUGAUGAUACCGGACACUCAAAGAAGAUUAAAAGCUGCAUUUGAAGAUUUGAAAAGUGUUGUAGCUGAUUGUGAAGAGCUUAAAGAUGAACCAGAUUAUUUAAAUGCGCAAAAGUUUUUAGCUGAGGCUGAAAAAGAAAUUAAUUAAUUUCUAUAAUUCUUUUUUCAUUCAUUUAAAACACUAACAUUUUUUUUCUUAACUAAAACU